AAACACAACAAAUCCUUUUUUUUUUUACAUUUCUUACCUGUGGGAGAUAAUAUUUGGCUCUUCUCUUUAGUGUUUGGUUUCAGCAUGAGGAUGGAGGGUUCGUUUCUGUCCAGCAGGGGGACACGGAGGAUGGGAACUGGUGAUGUCAGAUGUCAUUAGCAUAUUUCUGACUAUAUCUAACGCUUGCGCAAAGACGCGCCACUACUGCUGCAACGCACUGACCAGAGACCAUCCAGCCAUCAGCCAACACUUCGACUACCUGCAACAAUGAGUGACAAGCCUGACAUCUCGGAGGUGACCAACUUCGACAAGACCAAGCUGAAGAAGACGGAGACGCAGGAGAAGAAUCCCCUGCCUACAAAAGAAACCAUCGAACAGGAGAAGGCGGAGACGUCGUGAAGACCCGUCCUCUCGUCAUGCACUGUACACACUCCCCAUCCCCCCCCCCCCACUCCACUGCCCCCCCACCCCUCUUCCCGCAUUGCCUUGUUUUCAGUCACUUCUUUUUAGCUGUAUAACUUUGUAACCGAAAUUUAAGAAAACGACGA
Molecule: messenger RNA, 548 nt
Organism: Etheostoma cragini (Arkansas darter)
Lineage: Eukaryota; Metazoa; Chordata; Actinopteri; Perciformes; Percidae
Product: thymosin beta-12
Exons: 3
Coding region: 268-399 (43 amino acids)
Biological process (GO): actin filament organization; regulation of cell migration
Cellular component (GO): cytoplasm
Molecular function (GO): actin monomer binding
Source: RefSeq, a predicted model, not a curated record